GCCACCAAAUCACACGCACCAAACCAGAAAAGAGUAGCAAAAAUCAACACACACAAAAAAGAAAUAGAAAAAAUGAGUUCGAAAAUCAUCUCGAGCUGCCAUCCAACACUCCAUGUUGAGUCAAUUCCCAAACAAUCACCCCAAAUUAUGUCCUUCAGUUCCCAGCUAAUUAUCAAGUCAAGAAAGCCAUCGAAGGCCCGCGCCACGGCCCGAAUCUCAGCCUCAUACGCCCCUGCCCGAACCAAGGAGACACUGUACGAACUGCUGGGAAUUGCAGAGGACGUGGGCAGCUAUUCCGACAUAAAAAAGGCGUACAAACAGAUGGCUAGAAAGUACCAUCCCGACGUUUCCCCACCGGACCGAGUGGACGAGUAUACGAGGAGGUUUAUUAUGGUACAUGAGGCCUACGAAACCUUAUCCAACCCGCAAACCAGAGCUCUCUACGACAGAGACUUGGCUUUCGGCGCCGGUUUUUCGACUUCUUAUAGGAAACAUCAGGACGAAAAGGAGGAGUGGAGAAGCAGCUGGCUGUCGCAAUUGGACGAACUGCAGCGACGCGAUUGUAGGGAUAGGUCGUCGUGGGGUUCUCGAAUGCGAAGCUACUAAUUAUUCUUAAUAUAUAUAUACAUAAAAUGUAAUUAGCCAUAGAUUAUGUAAAAAGAUAUGAAUCUCAAGUAUGAUUGUAUGAACAUAUACACGUUCAUUCAAAAAAGAAAGUAUGAAUGUAUAUACAACGGCGUAAUUUUAUUA
Salvia miltiorrhiza (redroot sage) is the source of this 750-nucleotide messenger RNA. Its product is annotated as chaperone protein dnaJ 20, chloroplastic-like. Gene Ontology annotation, cellular component: chloroplast. The record is from RefSeq and is a predicted model, not a curated record. Lineage: Eukaryota; Viridiplantae; Streptophyta; Magnoliopsida; Lamiales; Lamiaceae. The transcript is spliced from 2 exons. The coding region runs from base 73 to 606 and encodes 177 amino acids.